CACACUUGUACAGAAAGCAUUGUGGUCCUAUAGGGAUUGAUUUAAUCAAUUUUCAAAGAUAGAAAAUGAUUGAAAUAAGAAACCAAGCCGAAAUGAUUGUUUUAGAAUUUAAAACAUGUUGUGUGGGUGGGCAGGUCAAAGCAGAUGGAGUCAACCAGAUUGCCCACUGCUGUCUGCUUUGUUUUAUUGUGCCACAUGUCCUCAAAGAUACUGGAUUUAUUACCUCUUCUUUGUUGAGGCUUCUAUACAGAAAGUAAUUGAGGAGAGAGCUGAGGAGAGGGGACAACAUAACAACUUACAAAUAAGACAGAUGUCCUUAUUACAGAACCGCAAAAUAUUAGCACUACUGUGAUCAACAAACCACCACUUACCAGAUUUAAAGUCGUUUUUUUACUAUGUAUCAACCCAAACUGAGUGUGCUUUGGCUCGAGUUGUGAUUAUUUUGUCAUCAAUAUUUAAUAUUUUUGUCUUAUCAUGCACGGAUCAACCUCACAGCUGUCAUUUUCAUAAACUAACUACUUUGCUGCAGUAUUUCACUGAUUUUAAACACAUCAAAAAUCAGGGAGAAUCUCAGUGUAAAAAUUGAAAAGCCAGUCAGACAAAAGAUCACACUUUUUUGUUUUUGUUUUACUGAUAUUAUUUUAAAAAGCACAAAAACUGGAUAAAAUGUCCAGAAGCCUCUUUUCGUAAGUCUAUUAGUAAAUGUGUCUUUAGUUUGAAGGUCUAAAUACUUACAUUCCUGCUCAGCCCUCAGGGAAGCUACAGCUGAUAUGGACAAUAAUGAGCAUUGGGCAAACCUUUCCUAUCCUUAAUGUAUUAUAAAGCAUUUUUACACUCUUUUCACACACAUGAACAAUAACAUGAGGAAAAUAUUUUUACCUCGGGGUCAUUUUAGCAGAUCUUAGUGGGAGUGGUCCGGCCCCUUUUAGAUAUCUUUGUGAAGUUUUAUUGUCAGGGAGGAGCUGAUGUGAAAGCUGGGGUUGUGGAGCUGUUAGUGGGACCAGUUUUCUCCAGACAGACAAAGGACAGCAGAGACAUUUUGGAUGCACAGAUCUGGAGAUAAUUUAAGAUAGUGUGGAUGACAGAAAUACUAAAUCAUCCAAAGUCCCGCUCAUCUGAACCUUGGAGAAAAUUGAACCUUGGAGAAAAUGACCCGAGGAAAUACUGCAGAGGACAGUGGCUCGGAGCCGGAGCUAUAUUUUACUGCAUAUACAUCUUUCUUUCAAAAGGUCAGAGGGUCAAUGGGGAUGCGGUGGAAAAGCUGAUUAUUCCUGAGGCACAAAGCAGGAUGAAAAGAUCGAUUUGGGUAAACAGGGUUUAAGUGUCGGGGAGAUUCAGCAGAAGGUUAAGGAGUAUAACGCUCAGAUCAACAGUAACCUCUCCAUGAUGGUGAAUAAAGACGGGUUCUACACUGGUUUCAUCAAGGUCCACUUUCAGUUGCUUCGGCCGAUCUCCCUCCCUCCUCCUCAGAGCCCGAUGUGCUCGACAGAAGAUGGAGAUCAGCAGGACAGGCGGAUGAAAAGGCGGACAUCCUUCUACCUCCCCAAAGAUACUGCGAAACACCUGCACAUAAGCUCCCAAACACGGGUACGGGAAGUGAUCGAGGCGCUGCUCAACAAGUUCACUGUGGUGGACAACCCGGCCAAGUUUGCCCUGUUCGAACGCACUGAGAGACAAAGUCAAGUGUACACGCGUAAACUUUCUGAUGAUGUUUGUCCACUCUACCUACGCUUGGUUGCCGGACCCAGUGAGAAAAUCCUGUGUCUGGUUUUGAAAGAAAAUGAGACUGGGGAAGUCAAUUGGGAUGCGUUCAGCUUUCCUGAGUUGUGCAACUUUCUGCGGAUCCUGAAACGAGAAGAAGAAGAGCAUGUCCGGCAGAUUGUGAAGCGUUACGCUCUCGCGAGAGAAAGGACGAAGCAGGCGAUGGCGAGGAUUACUACUCCCGCUUGAAAAGAGCCUUCUGCUACCAUCAUGGAUCAGUAUCGGGGAUCAAUACGAAUAUUUCAAGCAAUGGAAAAGUGAGGGGAAGACCUCCGACAAUGACAUUGUGUAGAAAAAGGGUUGUUUAAGAAGAAGGGAUGCUGCUGUUACAUUUAGUGAGAACCACCUAAAGACACUGCCACUGAUUGUGCGAGUUUAACCACUGUUGUUAACUGUUUUUGAGACUAUUUUUUAAAUUUUGGCACUUUAAUAAACCUGUGAAAUGGAUCUGGAUAAGUUAAAAGUUUCAAUUCUAAUUAUCAAAUAAACUGAUGAUAGUAAAUGAUAGGUCAACUAAUGUUGUUGUUGCAGUGAUUUUAAAUUGUACAUGGUCAUUUAUAUUUUGGGCCCCAGGAUGUUAGGGACACACACCCAGGUCUGAUCAGUAUCUGCCUUAGAAGAGGGUGUCUACAGAGGUACACAACUCAUAAUAAGUCCCUAACGUUUGCUGGUGGUCACUAACAUCUGCUGAUGAUCCCUGAUAUCUGCUGUCAGUUAGUGUAAGACUUUGAAACAUUCAAGGGAUCUUUUCCUAUUUUCUAAAAAUGUAAUAACAGUGUGCACUCUUCAGAGCCGGCUUUUCCACAAGGUAUUUGGAACCUGGCUGCAGUAAUUUACUUUCAGAUGGCCCCAGAUUAAGUGUGAUCAGCCUCUGGUGUUAGAUGUUAAGGUCUGGUUUUACAGUGUGUGUUCAGACUCAUCCUAAAGGUGGUAAAGCUAAGCUGAAGCUGGAUAUGGAUUUAGCUUCGUGCCAGCUGUUUCUAUGUAUGCGGAAGCACCUUAUUGUCUCGAAAGUCAUUGCAUGUUGCGGAAUUAGGAGUUUCAUUAUUUGCAACUAAUGCUAAACCCAAACUAUGAAUAACAGCCCCAGGUAGAUAACAGUAUUUGCUGGCCACAUGAUUUUAAUAAUAUGAAUAAUAACUCUAUUUAUAUAGCACAAUUCAAAACAGCUGUUACAAAGUUACAAAGAGGAAAAAUAAAAACAAGAGUACUGUGA
Hippoglossus stenolepis (Pacific halibut) is the source of this 2977-nucleotide messenger RNA. It is a transcript of the gene rassf1, whose product is annotated as Ras association domain family member 1. The record is from RefSeq and is a predicted model, not a curated record. The transcript has 5 exons. The coding region runs from base 1384 to 1950 and encodes 188 amino acids. Lineage: Eukaryota; Metazoa; Chordata; Actinopteri; Pleuronectiformes; Pleuronectidae. Gene Ontology annotation, cellular component: nucleus; microtubule cytoskeleton. Gene Ontology annotation, biological process: Ras protein signal transduction.